Messenger RNA from Parnassius mnemosyne (clouded apollo), 1575 nucleotides. Lineage: Eukaryota; Metazoa; Arthropoda; Insecta; Lepidoptera; Papilionidae. The record is from the annotation of a GenBank genome assembly.
AUGGAUAUAUAUAAUAAAAUUGAAUUUGAAAUAGAUGAUGAACAAGAUAUCUCAGAGUCGGAGGCCACAUAUGUUAGUCCCACAGAGAAUUCAUCAAAUCCCGAUGUCGAUGCAGAAAUAAGUACAAAUUUGUGCUAUAUCUGCAAUAUUAAAGUUCCCUUGCCAUAUAUGAAGGAACACAUAGAUAGUUCUAAACAUAAGACAUUCCUAAAAAUAGCAGAAGUUGCAUUAGAAAGAGUAAAGAAGCAAAUGGGCUACAACUUUUCUAAUAAAAAUCCUGUACCGUCGAUGUAUUUUUGUCAAACAUGUGUUACAACAACACCUGUCAAGGACAAAUCCUUCCAUAUAAAAUCAAACGCUCACAAAAAUGCUGUUAUAUUAGAUAGAUUAUUAAAUGAAUUUUUAAAAAUAUACGCACAUGAAGAAUUAGAAUCAGAUAACACCAAAUCUGAAAUUGAAACACCUAAUCAUGAAGAAUUGGAUAAAGUUAUCAAUAAAAUGUUAAAUGCUAAUUCUACUAUAAUCUGUAAUGAUGAAGGCACAAACAUAUCCAAUAUCCAAAAGCCAGUCAACAAUAAAGAUAUUGCCAAAGAAAUAGUUGCGAAUCUGAAAUCAAUUACAUUUCAAAAGAUAAAUAAAGAUGCUAUUGUCUGUUCUGGUACAAAUUUAACAGAAUACAUAAAUGUUUUAAAUGCUAAAACUUUUUCUACACACAAGUUGAAAGAUAUCAAUGGCGAGUAUCUUAUUAUCAAAACAAAAGAUGGCAGUCAGUUAAAAGUGACACACAACAAUUUUCAUGGAGUAUUGACUAUGGGAAAGCGUCAUGCUCAGUGCAAACUGUGCACGGAAAUAGUUAGAAAUUUAGACGAACAUAUUUGUUCCCAAAAACAUAUCGAGAAAAUAGUACUGCCAAUAAAUGACAAGGAAUGUAUUAGAAUGUUGGAUAAUACAAAAAGUCAUUGCAUUCUAUGCAAUGAGUUAGUCGAAAAUGCCGAUUUCCAUGCACUUUACAACAAAAGACACGAAGCGUUAUUGAAAAAUGCCAUCUUGUUAUUUGAACAGGUGAAUACAAGCCAAAUAAAACUUGAAGCACAAAGUGAUGUUAACAAACCAAAUAUUACCGCACUUGAAAGUACAAGUGAAGAACAAGAAGAAGAUUGCGCUCGUAAAACUGCCGAUAGUAAUAUAAAUAACGCGCAGUUAGCGCUUGAAAAGAACAAGGGUGUUGGACUAUUGGAUGUAUUGGAUUUCACUAGUAAAACGGCCGAUAGUAAUAUAAAUAACGCGCAGUUAGCGCUUGAAAAGAACGAGGGUGUUGUACUAUUGGAUGUAUUGGAUUUCACUAGUAAAACUGACAGACCUAAAUCUGAAAAAUUUUUUUGCAGUGACUGCCAUGUUAUACUUCACAAAAGAGAUUUUCGUGCACAUAUAUUUAAACAUAAAAAACUAAAAUCACAUAACGACCCUUGCGUAGUAUAUAGAUAUGAUAUAGGGAAAAAUAGCGGAACACGUUUUAGCCGCGAAACUAAUAAUAAUAAUAAUAAUAAUAAUAAAAAGGAAAAAAAAAUUAAGUGA